UACUAAAACCACCAACACCCAGUCAACAUGUCCAAGAUCGGAAUCAACGGAUUCGGCCGUAUCGGUCGUCUGGUGCUGCGUGCCGCCAUCAGCAAGGGCGCCUCGGUCGUCGCUGUCAACGAUCCCUUCAUCGGCGUUGACUACAUGGUGUACCUGUUCAAGUACGACUCCACCCACGGUCGCUUCAAGGGUGAGGUCUCGGCCCAGGACGGUUGCCUGGUUGUCAACGGCCAGAAGAUCCAGGUCUUCCAGGAGCGUGACCCGAAGGCCAUCCCAUGGGGCAAGGCCGGUGCCGAGUACGUCGUUGAAUCGACCGGUGUGUUCACCACCAUCGACAAGGCCUCCGCUCACUUGGAGGGUGGUGCCAAGAAGGUCAUCAUCUCGGCCCCAUCUGCUGAUGCCCCGAUGUUCGUCGUCGGUGUCAACCUGGAUGCCUACGAUCCAUCGAUGAAGGUUGUUUCCAAUGCUUCCUGCACCACCAACUGCUUGGCUCCCCUGGCCAAGGUCAUCAACGACAACUUCGGAAUCCUAGAGGGUCUGAUGACCACUGUCCACGCCACCACCGCCACCCAGAAGACCGUUGACGGACCCUCGGGCAAGCUGUGGCGUGACGGUCGUGGUGCCGGCCAGAACAUCAUCCCAGCCGCUACUGGCGCUGCCAAGGCCGUCGGCAAGGUCAUUCCAGCCCUGAACGGCAAGCUGACUGGUAUGGCAUUCCGUGUCCCAACCCCCAACGUAUCCGUCGUCGAUCUGACCUGCCGUCUGUCGAAACCUGCCAGCUACGAUGUCAUCAAGCAGAAGGUCAAGGAAGCCGCCGAGGGACCACUGAAGGGAAUCUUGGACUACACCGAGGAAGAGGUCGUCUCCACUGACUUUGUCGGCGAUUGCCACUCUUCCAUCUUUGACGCCAAGGCCGGAAUCCAGCUGAGCGACACUUUCGUCAAGCUGAUCUCCUGGUACGAUAACGAGUUCGGUUACUCCAACCGUGUCGUCGACCUGAUCAAGUACAUGCAAUCCAAGGACUAAAUUUGUUAAGCCUUGUAUCCACGCGCUAAGAACUAUUUCUCAGGGCUUGAUGCCGCUGAUCUGCUAAACAUAGACGUUGCGUAUCACACACACACACACACACACACACACAUAACACCUCCCAACUCGGCUCGGUGAGCCGAACCCUUGAUCCUCCAGUUCUGCAACAAAACAAAUUGGAAGCUACUCUUCGCUAAAUUUAAACAAAAAGAAAACACAUACACACACACUACUAUUCUGUUUAGUUCGUAAGAUUAAUGAUAAUAAUAAAUUUAAUUAUUAAAACGUAUAAGAAAGAAGAAAAAAUGCUGAAAAUUAUUAUACCUGUUGUGUAUUGUCAAGUAAUUGAUAUAACCCAAAAACAAAACAAACAAACAAAAAAAUCAAUCGCUUAGAGGUUAGAGAGAGACAGACAUCUACGCGCCAUCAACGUUUGCAUCAUCCCGUCGAUCCUGGAUGGCACCCAAACCAAUGCUAUCAGUUGAGUUUCAACGCACCAGGGGCAUCCCUCUUGCCGACGAACGACACGACUGGGAUCGACGAUGAUUGCAAUCCCCAACACAGGAGUCAAAUAAUCAUGUAUUUCAUUUUGAAAAUGAUGCAUUAUGAAGAACGGAAUAAACAAUCUAGAUUGUUACUAGUCGAA
Molecule: messenger RNA, 1672 nt
Organism: Uranotaenia lowii
Lineage: Eukaryota; Metazoa; Arthropoda; Insecta; Diptera; Culicidae
Product: glyceraldehyde-3-phosphate dehydrogenase 2
Exons: 1
Coding region: 28-1026 (332 amino acids)
Biological process (GO): glucose metabolic process
Molecular function (GO): oxidoreductase activity, acting on the aldehyde or oxo group of donors, NAD or NADP as acceptor; NAD binding; NADP binding
Source: RefSeq, a predicted model, not a curated record